UAUAUAGACCUCUCUCAGCUCUCCAUGUCCAAAUUUUUAGUUUCUCUGCAAAUUCUUACAAUCUCCUCCCUAGUUCUGAGUGUUGGAAACCCUAAUUUCUUAAAUCGAAUUAGUUGGUAGAUUGAGUUUUUCUUUUUUCAGAUCAGUAAAAGGGGUUUUUACUCUAGAAUUGCGAUAAGAUCACCCAUGGUUGAGUGCAAAAUGGAGGAAAUGCCUCUCUCCGCUCUCUUCGAACAAGCUCGUAAAAUCCAUCUAUUGGCUACGGAGUCCGGCGAAGCUGAUCAGGAGGUGGUGAGGAAGGGUUGUGAGGCUCUUCGAAAGUGCGAAGAUAUGGUAUGUAAGCUUGGGUUGUUCUCGACUAACGAGACCAAGGAGGAUAUCAGCACCAAUAAUCUCAAAUACAUUCUGGUGCCAUUUUAUCUCGGGGAAUUGACUGAAAGGGUCGAGGAAGAUGACAGGACACAGAUUCUAAAGGCUUCCCAAGCAAAGUUAAAGGAAUUCAUUACAUUUUGUGAGACAAUGGAACUUUUACCACAAGAAGAGUUAGAGGCAUCUACACAGAGAAACUCAGAUUCACAUGUUGAUCGAAGGGCCAGAAAGAUUGCUCGCUUUAAACGUCAAAAAGCUGCUGAAUCAAAGUUGUUGGAAAUUAAGGAGCGGAAAGAACGACGUGGACGCUCUAGUAGAGCAGCUGCCCUUUCCACUCCUGUUGAGGCUGGCGAGGAAGAUGUGCUGGAUGAUGAUGGAGAAGAAGAACGGGAGGCCUGGUUUACUACCAUCUCUUUGGCUAUCUGUAAGGCUUUGGAUUUGUUGGAAAUGCUAAAGAAAGAGGAAGAGAUGCUAUCAGCAAUGAAGGAAAAACAAGAAAAGGAGGGUGACAUACAGUUUUUUCGGGAUCUUCUUGAUGAUCGAACCAGAAGAGCUGAAUCCUGGCAUCGUGAUGCUUCAGUUCGAGCACAGUACACUAAACCAGCACCACCUAUCACAUGUGCUACCUUUGCACAAGAUGUUCUAGAAGGUAGAGCAAAGGUCUCACAAGCACAUGAGCAUAAACACCAGCCAAUGAUAUUUGGACCACAGAGUGUUAUUAGUGGAGGCUUUUCAAGUGAAAGAGAAAGGAUGGCAGCGCAGGUUUUCCAACCGGGAUUCAGGAUGCCAACCAUGAGCAUAGAAGAAGCUGGUUUGAAGGAGAUGGAGAUGAUGAACAAUUGGCAGGAGAGGAAUGCUAAACUCAUGGAAGAAGCCAAUUCUUCAUGGUACAAGGACAAUAAGAUAACUGGUCCAAGGAAAGAUGAUGAAGAUGAAGACGAAGAUAUUGAUGCCGCCCAAGAUAAAGCAAGGGCAUGGGAUGACUGGAAAGAUGAUAACCCCCGGGGUGCAGGCAACAAGAAGCUCACUCCAUGCGGGUAAAAUUGAGACACGAGAAUAAUUGUAAUCUGUUCCUGUUGGGGAAUAUCACAGAUUCUAUUCCAAGGAGCUUAGUAAUUUUAUUCUCCUUCUUCAUAAUUUAAUUGUGUAGUAAAAUUCAAAAUUUUGUAAUAGUGUGGUUUCUCUAUGUUUAUUACUAGAUUCAACUAAUGUUCAAUGCCCUUCUAGAUGUUGAAGAUAACAAUUACUUGAUGCAAAAUUAUAGCUGGUUGGUCACUA
Molecule: messenger RNA, 1647 nt
Organism: Humulus lupulus (European hop)
Lineage: Eukaryota; Viridiplantae; Streptophyta; Magnoliopsida; Rosales; Cannabaceae
Product: PP2A regulatory subunit TAP46
Exons: 9
Coding region: 187-1410 (407 amino acids)
Biological process (GO): regulation of signal transduction; regulation of dephosphorylation
Cellular component (GO): cytosol
Molecular function (GO): protein phosphatase 2A binding
Source: RefSeq, a predicted model, not a curated record